Molecule: messenger RNA, 980 nt
Organism: Didymella exigua CBS 183.55
Lineage: Eukaryota; Fungi; Ascomycota; Dothideomycetes; Pleosporales; Didymellaceae
Exons: 2
Coding region: 105-707 (200 amino acids)
Biological process (GO): DNA-templated DNA replication; DNA synthesis involved in DNA repair
Cellular component (GO): delta DNA polymerase complex
Molecular function (GO): DNA-directed DNA polymerase activity
Source: RefSeq, a predicted model, not a curated record
UCACAGCUGCACCCUCAGUACCGCGUCGCGCGCAGCCAGAUCAGACCCAUAUCUCGCACACACCACCACCUAUCGCAUUUCCAGGCACACGCAUACUAUCUAAAAUGCCGCCGAAACGACGAGUCUCUGGCCCCACGGCCAAGUCGCAGCAGUCGACCCUCGCAUUCCACGGAGGCGCCAACAAAGUCACAAAGCCUGGCGCAAGAGCGCAGGACGCGAAGAAGGACGUCCUAUUGAAGAGCGCAACGAAGGCCACACAAGCAGAGGUCAUCGAUCUUGAGACUGUUGAUGAAGUGAAGCCCACGACCGUUGAGGCUGACAUAAUCGGUCAAGUCGAAAAGGAAGUCGCAGCGCAAAAGGUCGAAACCGCACCAGAAGACGAGGCUGCGAGGCGCAUAACAGAUUCCACGAUCAAAAAGUACUGGGCAGCGAAGGAGAAUCAAAGAUUGGCUCCUAGAGUCCACCAGAAUGACCUGAGCUUGCACGAGAAGGUGCUGCGGGAGUUCGAUAUGAGCGCACAGUAUGGCCCCUGCACCGGUAUUGCUCGACUGAAGCGUUGGAAGCGUGCGAAUCGCUUCGACCUCGACCCUCCAAUCGAGGUGUUGGCCGUUCUCCUGAAGGAGCAGGAAGGUGUCAAGGACAAGCUCGCAGUCCAGCGAUCCCAUGUAGACGAGUUGUUGAAUGCCAGGACUGAAGUUGAGGCAUGAAGAAGGGAGGACUAGCUCAGAGUAUAUCGACGGGACGUCCUAUGACCUAUGCGACCAUGUAUUUUUAAGUAUUGCUUGGAGUUUGGGAGCUACACUGGUGGGUUUCACAUCUACAAGCAUCUAUAUCGGGUUUGGCACGACCAGACGAAGGCUGUAACCUUCAAAGCUGCAGGCAGGCAGCUGCGCCGAUCGAUCGAGAUGGUUGUUCGCUCUCAACAAUUUGGAAGAACAAUGAAAUGAUCGCUCACACCAUCUUUCCGAGCCCACCACAAG